Solea solea (common sole) is the source of this 2940-nucleotide messenger RNA. Its product is annotated as arrestin domain-containing protein 3-like. Gene Ontology annotation, cellular component: plasma membrane; cytoplasm. The transcript has 6 exons. The coding region runs from base 123 to 1088 and encodes 321 amino acids. The record is from RefSeq and is a predicted model, not a curated record. Lineage: Eukaryota; Metazoa; Chordata; Actinopteri; Pleuronectiformes; Soleidae. Gene Ontology annotation, biological process: protein transport.
UCCAACUGUUGUUUUGUUUGGUAAAAAGUGCGACUGUCCACACACGCGCAGUUUGGUGGAAAACCGAGGCUCAGAUUUGUACUUUUUUUUCUUUAUUAGAACGUCCACGCUCCUUCGCAACGAUGUUCAGCUCGACUUUCAAGAAUUUCAACAUCAACUUCAACGCCCUGAACGCGGAGAACACUGUCACCAGCGGGGACGUCCUCACGGGACACAUCUCCUUCGAGCUCGCGAAGCCCACGAAGAUCAGCUCGAUCACCAUGACUGCGACAGGCAAGGCACACGUCCACUGGUCCACCGGGGGAGGCGGGGGGAAGAGGAGGAGGAGAAGCAGGAGACACUUCACUGCAAAAUUGGAGUUCUUCAAUCUGAAGAGCGCCAUCGUGCAAGGAAACGCUGCUGUUGGUGGGGACAUGAAACUUCAGCCUGGCAAACAUAUGUAUCCAUUUACAUGUCAGCUACCUCAUGGAGACUUUCCGUCAUCUUUCACGGGGAUCCAUGGAAAUAUAUCGUAUAGCAUGACGGUGAGCAUCAGCAGAUCCUGGCAUUUGGCCAAGGACUUUGAGACAAAGCUGAACUUUGUACACCACUACAAUACCAACCAGCCAGACCUCAGGGCUCCUCUCUCAGGCACCAAUCAAAUGACACUGUGCUGCCUGUGGUGUGCCUCGCCUCCCAUCGCCAUGACGGUCACCAUAGAGAAGAAAGCCUUUGUUCCUGGUGAAAUUGUGAAGAUAACAUGCAACUUCAGCAAUGAAUCAUCUCGAACAGCUACUCCGAAGGUGAAGCUGAUUCAGAAGCACGAUUACUACACCCACAACAAGCUCAACAGAAGGAUGUACGCCAAGACCUUGGUGUCAGAUACGGAUCAGCCCAUCGGUGCCAGGACCUGCUAUGUGCAGACUGACAUCAUGCUCACUAUUCCCUCGUCCGCAGCGCUCACCAUCUCCAACUGCAGCAUCCUUGUUUUGAGUUAUUGGAUUGAGGUGAGCCUCAGUGUUUGCGGCUCCAGGGACCUCACAGUCAUGUUUCCCAUCAUUCUGUGCGACACUCCUGUUUACACUGAAGAACCCCCAGUUUAUUCGUGAGUACAUUUACAAAAACGUCUGGAGUUGCUUCAGAUGUAAACGAGGAAAUGCCGACAUACUGUACUCUCUCACUUAUGGCCUUUUUAAUUCAGUUUUUCCUCAGGGUUUUUUGUAUCAGAUUUCCCAUAUCAGGGAUAACUUUUGCCCCAUUUUUUUUACAGUCUUUGUCCUAAAAAAUAUACUGUUUUCUUUCAUGUAUGCAUUUCUUGUUCUUCCCACAAGUGUACUAUUUUUGUUUUGCAUGUCUGUGCAUCCUACAUUUCCCCCAUGUAUUCAAUGGGUUUUACCAACUUUUUAUGCACUGAUUGUUAUGAGUUGACCAGUAGCAGCUUGGGAGAUAUUUUUGUGGGGGGCACAGUGCGUGAAAAGGCAUUUUUCAGAUGCAAUUUAACGAUGUACCAACUGGUACAUCACACCAAAUUUCUCCUUCUCCCUUUCUCUCAGCAACUUCCGUGUCUAAAGCAACUUAAAAAAUAAGUUAUUUUGGGUGCUGAAAAUCUGCGACCUACAGUAUAAGCUUGUACAGUAUCUCUUAAGCCCAAAGAUAAAGGAAGUACAACACUUCUUAGCAACUUUACAUGUGCCCUAGCGCCCCCUACUGAUGAGCCGCCACUGCAGUCAACAGUUACAGUGCAUCUUAGUCAAUGAAUGUGUUUUUUAUAUUAUCUUUUGAAAUUAUACGUGUGUACUUGUAAGACUUGUUAUGACCAGAAAUAUCAUGGCUGAAAUGUAAAUGUGUGGAAACCGCCUUAAAUCGUCACACUGCCAUUUGUGUUCAUUAUUAGUGAUGUUAAAGGGUCACUCGUAGCCUAAAGGCAAACGUAUGUUACAAUUUGAAUGUUAUUAGUACUUAAUCAAGAGCAUUUAUUGAUGUGAAAAGUGAUGUAGUAUGUACUAGGAUUGAUUUUAUCUUGCCACAAGGGGGAGCUUUGCAUCUCUGUAAUCAAUGACCUUAUGAUGUAAUGUGUUCUGUGAUGCAAAAACACAACUAUAUUUUAAGGUGAAAAGAUUUCUUCCUUUCCCUUUUUUUUAAGAGUUUAAGACGUCAUGAAUCUGAAUUAUCUUGGUCCUCCUAACAUGGACUUUACAUACCAUCCUAGAAUAUAGAAUAUACUGUUGUUAGUGUGUGUUACAAUCUCAACUGUUCUCACAUACUUUGUGUGUAAAUUGUGUUAAGAGAAGUUAUUUACUAAUAUUUCUCUCUGUCUGACUACAUAAAAAAAGGUUGUGGCACAGUAAGGACAAGAUGAUGAUGAUGAUGAAGCCUGAUUGUAAUGUCACAUGGUUGGCUUUUAUACCAUCUCAUUUUGCUCCUUUCAAAGGCCGCAACUAACGAUUGUUUUCAUAAUCGAUUAAUCGGUCGAUUGUAGGUAGAACAACCUUGUUUAAGACCGUGUUUCCCAACCUGAAGUACCAAAGACUCAAAGAAAACGAGGCAAUAUCUCAAGAGUUACCUUGGUUUUUGAUAUUAUGGGAGUUUUUUAUCCAUUGUAACAAAAACCUACAACUGCUGUAUAUUUUUUUUGCAUACAAACGUUUGAAUUUAUUCACUUUAUGCUUUUGGUGUGUUCACCUGUGGCUUCAAGAAAAAAAAGGUUGGGCACCACUGGUUAUUAGUCUGUUAAGUGCAAUUCUGAGUCUUAUUUUUUUUCUUUUUAACCAUCCAUGGACUUAAAAAUCAAUUCUUUAUGGUGAAAGAGCAUGAAAUAGUUUUUUAACACUCCCAUGUAUUUGUAUGUAGCAGCUUCUUGUAACAAGGUGCAGUUAAGUUUGUGUGUAGAAUGCAGUAUUAUUAUUUUCAGAGUUUUAUUAGCCAUGGGUGGGAACUGUGGCACAUGUAGGAACACACCUG